AUGGCAGUUUCGGCUCCGACAACAGUUCCCGGUCCUGAAACAGGGAAGAAGAAGAAGUCGAAGAAGAAGAAGGGAAAGGCGUCGGAAAAAGUUGAGAACACGGGAGAAUCGGUACCCACCGCCCCCGCGCACUCGUCCGUUCCCGCUGCCAAGUCUCAAACGAAUACACCACCGUGGCAUAUUGAGGCGGCUGCUCUGGCGGACAUCUAUUGGAAGAGGGAUCGUUCCAGAAAAUCGGGACACGAGCCGACCUAUGAAGAGAUGGAAUCGUGGCGCACAGAAGGCCGUGAGGCCAUACUAAACAGAUGGCGCGAAGAACUCGCUGGCGCUCGCUAUGGAAGAUGGACACUAGAUGCUAUCAUGCCAGUGUUCAAAGAAUGGACUGAAAGGCGGUGGGGGACUCUGUCCUACCAUCUGACGCAAGGGCUCACCGGGCACGGAUGCUUCGGCUCCUAUCUUCACAAGAUUGCCCGCAGAGAGCCCACCCCCACCUGCCAUCACUGCGGAUGUGUCAACGACACACCACAGCACACCCUAUUCGACUGCCCGGCGUGGAAUGACCAUAGGGAUACCAUGCUGCGGCUUACCGGACUUGACAAUCACGGAAGUGGCGCCCUCAAUUUGACCCUAUUCGUCAGGAGCAUCCUCUCUGAUGAAGCGAAAUGGCAGGCUAUCCAGGUAUUCUGUCAGUUUGUUUUAGGUUCAAAAGAAGAGGCAGAGCGGGCUCGGGAAAUAGAUCCUGGGGCCCCUCAGAUGAGAAGAAGAAGAACAGGCAGGCGCAGGCGCGACUUCGUGCGUGCUCCGUAA
Molecule: messenger RNA, 807 nt
Organism: Leptosia nina
Lineage: Eukaryota; Metazoa; Arthropoda; Insecta; Lepidoptera; Pieridae
Source: the annotation of a GenBank genome assembly